Molecule: messenger RNA, 633 nt
Organism: Mandrillus leucophaeus (drill)
Lineage: Eukaryota; Metazoa; Chordata; Mammalia; Primates; Cercopithecidae
Gene: PTPMT1
Product: protein tyrosine phosphatase, mitochondrial 1
Exons: 4
Coding region: 49-444 (131 amino acids)
Biological process (GO): protein dephosphorylation
Molecular function (GO): phosphatidylglycerophosphatase activity; phosphatidylinositol-4,5-bisphosphate 5-phosphatase activity; protein tyrosine/serine/threonine phosphatase activity
Source: RefSeq, a predicted model, not a curated record
UUGACGCGCCAGCUGGUACAGGACGAGAACGUGCGCGGGGUGAUCACCAUGAACGAGGAGUAUGAGACGAGGUUCCUGUGCCACUCUUCACAGGAGUGGAAGAGACUAGGAGUCGAGCAGCUGCGGCUCAGCACAGUAGACAUGACUGGAAUCCCUACCUUGGACCACCUCCAGAAGGGAGUCCAAUUUGCUCUCAAGUACCAGUCGCUGGGCCAGUGUGUCUACGUGCAUUGUAAGGCUGGGCGCUCCAGGAGUGCCACUAUGGUGGCAGCAUACCUGAUUCAGGUGCACAGAUGGAGUCCAGAGGAGGCUGUAAGAGCCAUCGCCAAGAUCCGGUCUUACAUCCACAUCAGGCCUGGCCAGCUGGAUGUUCUUAAAGAGUUCCACAAGCAGGUUACUGCAGGGGCAGCAAAGGAUGGGACUUUUGACACUUCAAAGACAUGAUGUAUGUGGAUUAGAAAGAACUCAAGACACUCCUGCUUGAUACAGAAUAAAAAAAGCUUAACAGGACCCACAGGGCUUAAGCCCAGACUUGACAUAACCAAAAUGUGCCAAUAGGUAAUAGGUAAUUUUGCUUUCUCUGUCUUGUUUCGUUUUCUUGAAAUAACACUGUUGUGUGGCUAGAAAGGAAAA